AUGGAAAACGGGAAGAUCGUAACUUGGCAAGACCUUCCGAUGAGAUUCAAAGUAGACGUCGCGACAUUGUUGGAUCGAGAUUCCAGACUCGCCUUCCAACUCACCUCCAGAGCCGAAAACGACAUUGUUUCUCGUUGCCCAAUCAAUCUAAAAUCACUUUCCAUAUCGAGCUUCUACUGUGGCAAACGUCCUAUUCCAGAGAAACAACAAUUCUCCUUCCGAUACUGCGUCCAACUCCCCAAUGACCGAGUAGCUGUCACUGAAAAACGUUACAUCAGAGACAGGGCCGUAGAAGAAUUUGUACGGAUUUUCAAGCACAAAAAGACCACGGUCAAGACAUUGAGACUGACUGCCGGAAGAAGAAUGGAUGACUUUUUGAAGAACGCUGUCACAGGAAUUGUCUUAUUGAAGAAGGAACAGUGCCCGAAGUUUGUUAUCCGUGUGACCGAAAUUGAUUUUCAUGGAAACUUGGUGGCCGAAUUUUGUGAACUUCUUCCAUUCUUUGACACUUCUAUUCUGAUGUCCAUCAAAAUUGAAGGGUACGACAUUGAACCAGAGGUGGUGAGCAUGUUGGUGGCCACGGAGCAGUUCAAGAAGGCUAAAAAAGUUUCCAUCAUGCCGCUGGUGUCAGUUCCAAUUGACAACUUCCUUCAUUUGAAUACUUUCGAAGUGAAAUUGGCGUCUGCAAAGCCGGAAGAGGUUGUGAAAGUUGUUAAGAAUCUCGGAAUCUCAGAAUCUCAGAAUCUCAGAAUCUCAGAAUCACAGAAUCUCAGAAUCUCAGAAUCUCAGAAUCUCAGAAUCUCAGAAUCUCAGAAUCUCAGAAUCACAGAAUCUCAGAAUCUCAGAAUCUCAGAAUCGCAGAAUCUCAGAAUCUCAGAAUCUCAGAAUCUCAGAAUCUCAGAAUCUCAGAAUCUCAGAAUCUCAGAAUCUCAGAAUCUCAGAAUCUCAGAAUCACAGAAUCUUUGA
This is a messenger RNA of Caenorhabditis briggsae, 966 nucleotides long. It is a transcript of the gene Cbr-fbxa-137, whose product is annotated as Protein CBR-FBXA-137. NCBI's taxonomy places the organism in Eukaryota, Metazoa, Nematoda, Chromadorea, Rhabditida, Rhabditidae. The coding region runs from base 1 to 966 and encodes 321 amino acids. The record is from RefSeq and is a predicted model, not a curated record. The transcript is spliced from 3 exons.